Gastrolobium bilobum is the source of this 1332-nucleotide messenger RNA. RefSeq lists its product as uncharacterized. The transcript has a single exon. The record is from RefSeq and is a predicted model, not a curated record. Lineage: Eukaryota; Viridiplantae; Streptophyta; Magnoliopsida; Fabales; Fabaceae. The coding region runs from base 113 to 1075 and encodes 320 amino acids.
CAUCCUCCUUCUCUCUCGUUUCGGUGGCUCUCAACAAAAGUUUGAUUCUUUUUUUCUUUCUCUCUUUUGCUUCCUUCCUUCCUUCCAUAUUCUUCUUGCUCAGAUCAGAAAAAUGGAUCUUGCCCCAGAAGAGCUUCAAUUCUUGAACAUCCCAGAAAUCGUUAGAGAAUCAAUCUCAAUCCCAAAAAGGUCACCUAAAACCUUCUACCUCAUCACCCUCACCCUCAUCUUCCCUCUCUCUUUUGCAAUCUUAGCUCACUCUCUCUUCACCCACCCUCUCAUCUCUCAGCUUCAAUCCCCUUUCACUGACCCUUCUGAAACAAGCCAUGAUUGGACCCUUCUCCUUGUUAUUCAGUUCUGCUACCUCAUCUUCCUCUUUGCAUUCUCUCUCCUCUCCACUGCAGCUGUUGUUUUCACCGUUGCCUCCCUCUACACUUCUAAAGCUGUCUCCUUUUCAUCCACAAUCUCUGCAAUUCCUAAAGUCUUCAAGCGAUUGUUCCUCACUUUCAUCUGGGUCACCCUCUUGAUGAUCCUCUACAACUUUGUAUUUGUCCUUUCACUUGUGCUUCUCAUCAUAGCCGUUGAUACCCAGAAUUCCCUUUUGCUGUUUUUCGCCAUUGUUGUGAUCCUCUUGCUCUUCAUUGUUGUUCAUGUGUACAUCACCGCGAUGUGGCAUUUGGCCAGCGUGGUUUCUGUGCUGGAACCGGUUUAUGGUUUUGCUGCAAUGAAGAAGAGCUAUGAGUUGUUGAAGGGUAGGGCCAAGUAUGCUGCUGUUUUGGUUUCUGGGUAUUUGAUUAUUUGUGGGAUCAUUGGAGGAGUUUUCAGUGUGGUGGUGGUGCACGGUGGAGAUAGUUAUGGGGUGUUCUCGAGGAUUGUGGUUGGUGGGUUCUUGGUGGGGAUUUUGGUGAUUGUCAAUCUUGUUGGGUUGUUGGUGCAGAGUGUGUUCUACUAUGUGUGCAAGAGUUACCACCAUCAAGGGAUUGAUAAGAGUGCAUUGCAUGACCAUCUUGGUGGCUACCUUGGAGAAUAUGUGCCUCUUAAGAGCAGCAUUCAAAUGGAAAAUUUGGAUGUAUGAUUCCGGGAGAGUUUGUACACCCAUAAGAGAAUUGGGUUUGAUUUGUAAGUUGAUUUUCUUUUGUUAUUCUGUAAUGGAAUAGUGUAAAACACAGUGGGAAAGACUAAUGAUAGAUUGUAUGUUGAAUUUUUGAUGUUGUGUAGUGUAUCAAUCUGUUAUUUUAAAUAAGCUAUUUGAUUCAAUCCUUGUUUAACAGUAGCUCAGUAGUGUUUUGCACAUCACUGCAUUUUUGUAUUGUGGUAGUAUUGACAUAUUGU